Molecule: messenger RNA, 955 nt
Organism: Phlebotomus papatasi
Lineage: Eukaryota; Metazoa; Arthropoda; Insecta; Diptera; Psychodidae
Product: component of gems protein 1-like
Exons: 2
Coding region: 5-937 (310 amino acids)
Biological process (GO): regulation of transcription by RNA polymerase II
Cellular component (GO): nucleus; transcription regulator complex
Source: RefSeq, a predicted model, not a curated record
AAAAAUGUCUGUACCUGUUCCGUGGGGUCAAGAAGAAACGAGGAAAUUUGAGCAGAAUCUAAUUGAUUACGUGAGAGCCUAUCCUUGUUUGUAUGACCGGAAGGAUCCCAAGUUUAAUGAUUCCAAGAUUAGAAACCAAAUGUGGAAGGUGGUGGCCAGUAAAUGCGAUAGUACAAUCACUCAAUGCAAAAAGAGAUUUUCGAGACUUAUCAGUAGAUUCCUGCAAAUCCAUGAACAAAUAUUGGCUGGAUCUAUAAGUCUCCAAAAUGGCAAAAGGCAAUUUCCGUACUACGAUUCUAUGCAGUAUGCCACAGCUUUCUUCCAAUUUGGUGAACUCAUGCAGGAUCCUGAUGAUCACCAGGAUCCAGAAUAUGAAGAUGACCCAAUGAGUGAGAGAUUUAGUCAAGAUCGCAAUUCGUAUGAUUCAUCGUCUUACUCCCAGAAUUAUGGACAACCUGGUCCUCAAAUGGGAAGAAACUUUCCUGAUAGAUUUUCUUCAUUUGGACCUCCACCAAACAAUCUAUACCCUCAGGGCAAUCCCUCAGCAUCCUUCUCAAGACCAACGCAAUUCAAUCCCAGUGGGAUGGGUGGAAGCAUGGGAAUGGGUAUGGGCAGCAACCUGAACAACAGUGUGAACGGGAUGAAUUUUUCCAAUAAUAACUUCAACAGCAACAAUAUGAACAGAAUGGACUUUAUGAAUGAUCGACGUCCUCAGAAUAUGCCCCAGAAUCCACAAGAGAGGAAUUCAAACAUGCAUCAGCAGCCAGGAAGGAAUUAUGAUGAUUCCGGAGCUGAGCGAGAUUGGUCCCAUGUGGAUUUUUUCUUCAGAGGCAUCUCACAGCAAGUCAAGAGAGCUCAUUUAAAUGGAGAAGAAUUUCUGGAUUUGCAGGCAACAAUUCUCAAUGUAUUGUCAAGCAAGUUGCCCUCAUAUAAAUAAAAAGAUUAAAAAAAAAAA